Cajanus cajan (pigeon pea) is the source of this 1265-nucleotide messenger RNA. The record is from RefSeq and is a predicted model, not a curated record. NCBI's taxonomy places the organism in Eukaryota, Viridiplantae, Streptophyta, Magnoliopsida, Fabales, Fabaceae.
CGGGAUUUGGGAUUCGAUUAACAUUUUAUUAAUCUUAUCCUUCAUUAUUUAUCAUUGGUCUCUUUUCGGGUUUGUGUGAAUGGUGAAAAAACCGAGUUCUUUAGGCUUGAGCGAGGUCUUCACCAAGGAGACUUGAUAUCUCCUUAUACAUUUGUGCUAUACAUAGAGAGUAUAACACAUUUCAUUCAGUGGAAGGUGAAUUGUGGUUCUUAGACACCCCUUCGUUUGGCUACAGGUGGCAUGUGUGUAUCAACCCUUUUUUCGCAUAUGAGCUUCUACUUGGGAAGGCUUAUAGUUCUAGCCAUCAAAUGAGACUGGUCACUAAUUGUCUGGAUCUUUUCACCAAAGCAACAAGGAUGAAGGGAGAAGCACUCUUACUCUAAGUGUUAUUCAAGAAAUGCCAACCUACACUAUGCAAUCUUCCCUUGUCCCGAAAGAUGUCCAUAGUUGACGAAGUUGAAAUGCAGAAGUACCGAGACUUAUACAUCAGCAAAUGUGAGGUGAAAGUGAAAUGGAGUGCAGUGAUGCUGAAUAUGUGGCACUGGGAGGAGAAGGUUCUUCUCCAAAGCUAGAGAAGACUAGGAAGGUUUCAAUUAUCCCUUUGAUCUUUUUGAUCUUCUAUGAGGUCUCAGGAGGACCUUUUGGCGUGGAAGACACUGUCAGAGCAGCUGGUCCAUUCUUGGCUCUCAUUGGUUUCUUGGUUUUCCCAUUCAUAUGGAGUGUUCCAGAGGCACUCAUAACUGCAGAAAUGGCCACCAUGUUCCCAGAGAAUGGUGGCUAUGUGGUUUGGGUUUCAUCUGCAUUGGGUCCUUACUGGGGUUUCCAACUUGGUUGGAUGAAAUGGCUUAGUGGGGUUAUUGACAAUGCUUUGUAUCCAGUGUUGUUCUUGGAUUACCUUAAGUCAGCCAUUCCAGCUUUAGGAGGUGGUUUUCCAAGGAUAAUAGCAGUGCUAGUUUUAGUUUUGGUACUCACUUACAUGAACUACAGGGGCUUGACCAUAGUGGGUUGGGCUGCAAUAUUGUUGGGAAUCUUUACAUUGCUACCUUUCAUGGUUAUGGGAAUUAUAGCAAUUCCUAGAAUAAAACCAACCAGGUGGCUCAUGGUGGACUUGAAGAAUGUGAAGUGGGGUUUAUACUUGAACACACUCUUCUGGAAUUUGAACUAUUGGGACUCAAUUAGUACCCUUGCUGGAGAGGUGGAUAAUUGUUGAUUGAUGACUAUUGGAAAUUAAAAAAAAAAAAUUUAAAUUAUAUGUUAUGCUAUUU